Molecule: messenger RNA, 1386 nt
Organism: Schistosoma turkestanicum
Lineage: Eukaryota; Metazoa; Platyhelminthes; Trematoda; Strigeidida; Schistosomatidae
Source: the annotation of a GenBank genome assembly
AUGUAUUCACAUAGUCAAAUCGAAAUGAAACAUCCGAGUCAAUCGGUAAAAUAUUUAUCAUCUGAUUUUUCAAUGAAUCGAAAGCAUCCAGCAUCCACUAAAUUAAUAAGUUCAAUGAAUCGGACAAAAUUAAUUGACAAUACAAAUUGGAGGAACAGUGUCAAUAACAACAGCCUAUUAAAUUUACAAUCUACAAGCAGUAAAACACUACUAUUCGAAGCGCGAAAAAACCCUCAUCACCACAAUGAUGAAACAAUAUUUCACAUUCCAUACACUUGUCAUUCAAUAGCUAAUAUUUCGGAAUUACUUAAAAAUAAUGUUGUAAAUCAUUUUGAGCAUACUAAUGUAAUGUCUUAUAAAGAUUAUUUACGUGUUAAAUUAAAUCAUGUUUCUUCUUCUAUCAAUGAUCAAAUCGAUGAACAAAUUUCACUAGAUGAAACAUCACAAAUCUUAUAUACAAAAGAUCCUAACAAAAAAUAUUAUUCUUUACAAAAUUUAAUAAUACCUUGCAAUAAAUCGAUUAAUAACCUUGAACAUCAUCAAACACAUUCAUUAUUAUUAUCUAAAUAUGCUCGUCAUUCAUCAUUGAUGACUAUUCCAUUACAAACAAAUAUUCAUUGUUUAAAACAAUUCUAUGAAUCCUAUUCAACCUAUGUUAUUGUAUGUGAAUAUCCAGUGAAUCUGUCUAUAAGAUAUAUAGAUUACAAUCAAUUGCCUAAUAUAAAUUUGUUUGAAUACAACAAUUUAUGGCAUCCUAUUGGUUGGGGUUAUUUAAUUGCUGUAGCAAAUAGAAAUAAACAAUUACCGAAUUCAUUUGAAUCAAUCGCUUUAAUUCUAUGUCAACCGAUUACAUUUAAACAAUUAUGGAUUGGUUAUAUAAUGUUACCGUAUAAAUUUAAUAAUAAUUCCAAUAUCACGAACACAUCAUCUCCAAUUAAUAAUAAUUAUGAUCUUGUUCAAUAUCACAUUGAACAAAUUCAUAAAACUUUCUUCAAUGAUCAAUUGAUUACUACUAGUCAUUGUAUUGUUACAGAAAUUAGAAAGCAUACAUACAGUCCAACACAAAUGAAACAACAACGUAAAUUAAAAUUUUAUUCAACAUUGAAAUCAUUAUUGCAAAGAUUAUUUAUUAAAUCAUCAAAUUCUAAAAGUAAUAUUUACUAUAGAAAACAAAUUGUACCACGUCAUAAUACUGUUUGUUUAAAUAAUAAUGAAAAUUUAAAAUAUUGUUUAUGUAAAAUAGAAUCAAUGCAAUCAGACAUAACUGAGGAAAUUCAUCAACAAUCAAUAAGAUUCUUUUCAGAAUUAGAUAAAUUACUUAGUAAUGCAAUAGUAAGCAUAGAUAUUAUUCAGCCAUUAUUAUUUUUACAAAUGACUGAAGUAUGA